Zygosaccharomyces rouxii is the source of this 1980-nucleotide messenger RNA. It is a transcript of the gene PBS2, whose product is annotated as mitogen-activated protein kinase kinase PBS2. The coding region runs from base 1 to 1980 and encodes 659 amino acids. The transcript has a single exon. Gene Ontology annotation, molecular function: ATP binding; MAP kinase kinase activity. Gene Ontology annotation, biological process: protein phosphorylation; cellular hyperosmotic response; MAPK cascade. Lineage: Eukaryota; Fungi; Ascomycota; Saccharomycetes; Saccharomycetales; Saccharomycetaceae. The record is from RefSeq and is a predicted model, not a curated record.
AUGAACGAGCAGUUCUCGAAGCUUACUAUCAAUACGGAGAGGAAUCCGGGAGAUAGUGAUGUCUCACAAGGACCUCCAUCGGCAACUCCUGUUAGGACUCCGUCUUCUCAGUACAAUAAAAUUAAUGCCGACUUACAUGCCAGAGUAAAGGCUUUUACAGAGCAGAGAGCUCUUAAAAGAUCAGGGAGUAUAGGUAGUAAUAAGAGUGAUACGAAUGGUGGUGGCGAGGUGAAAAAUGCAGGAGCACCGCAAAAUUUACAACAAAUUGUUAACAAACCAUUACCACCAUUGCCACCAUCACCACCUGCAGUGGCGAUGAGUAAUGUUGCUAAGGAUGUUAAGCCGGAACCCAUUAUGAGGAGUAGUAUAGUACAGAGACGAGAAUCGAAGAUGCAACAACAACAACAGGAACAACAACUGGCGAAUAGUAGUGAUAAUGGAAUUAUUACAAAUAAUGGCGUUAAUAAUAUGAAUGGGUUGGAUAAUAGGAAAAUGAUGAAUCCAACAGAUAUGACACAAUUUAAUCCGAACAGAAGAGCUCCAAGACGACCUGUGGUUCCAAGACCAACUAAUCCUUUACCAAAUGCGGGACCCAAGCAGAGCUUGAGUGCUCGUAGAGGAAUGAAAUUACCAAUGGGGGGUAUGCCAUUAAAGAUGCCAGGUAAAUCAUCACCGUCGUCAUCAUUAUCUUCAAAUCAACAUCAAGAAUUUGCCUCGACACCGUCGAAUAAAAACCAUUUGAACGUAUCAGGUAAUAAUGCUAAUAUUAAUAAUAAUUUAAAUGGUAGAGGUAGUGCGCCGGGAUCUUUAAUUAAUGGUAUUCAAUCAACUUCGACAUCAUCAAGUAAUGAAGAACAAAGGGACACUGAAGGAACUGCGCCGAAGAACAGUGGUAGUAAUUCAGGCAGCGGUGGUGGCGGUCUCUUUGCAAACUUCUCAAAAUAUGUUGAUAUUAAAUCAGGUUCAUUAAAUUUUGCGGGCAAACUUUCGUUAUUUUCAGAAGGUAUCGAUUUUAGUAAUGGUUACAGUUCAAGAAUUUCACUUGAUGAACUAAACUUUCAAGAAGAAUUAGGUCAUGGUAAUUAUGGUCAUGUUUCCAAGGUGCUUCAUAAACCAACAAGUAUUACUAUGGCGAUGAAAGAGGUUAGGUUAGAAUUAGAUGAAGCAAAAUUCCGCCAAAUUUUAAUGGAGUUAGAAGUACUACACAAAUGUAAAUCACCCUAUAUUGUGGAUUUUUAUGGUGCUUUCUUUAUUGAGGGUGCUGUCUACAUGUGCAUGGAAUAUAUGGAUGGUGGCUCAUUGGAUAAAGUUUACGAUUUUUCAGACGAAAUUGGUGGUAUCGAUGAACCACAAUUAGCAAAAAUUACCUAUAGUGUUAUUGAGGGCCUAAGAGAAUUAAAAGAUUCUCAUAAUAUUAUUCAUAGAGAUGUUAAGCCAACGAAUGUAUUGUGUUCUGCAAGGCAUGGUACGGUUAAAUUAUGUGAUUUCGGUGUUUCGGGUAAUUUGGUUGCUUCGUUAGCAAGAACAAAUAUCGGUUGUCAAUCUUAUAUGGCACCUGAACGUAUUAGAUCUUUGAAUCCUGAUAGAGUUACGUAUACGGUACAAUCGGAUGUUUGGUCCUUAGGGUUAAGCAUUUUAGAAAUGGCGCUUGGUAGAUAUCCUUAUCCACCUGAAACCUUUGAUAAUAUUUUCUCUCAAUUAAGCGCGAUUGUUGAUGGACCCCCACCAAAAUUACCAAAGGAUAAAUUUAGCGCUGAGGCUCAAGAUUUUGUCUCUGUUUGUUUACAAAAGAUUCCUGAAAGAAGACCAACUUAUGCUGCACUAUUAGAGCAUCCUUGGUUGUUAAAGUAUAAAGAUGUUGAUGUCGGUAUGAGUUCAUAUAUCACGGAUAAAUUAAACAAAAGGAAACAACUAUUGGCAGAAAGGGGAGAAAAAGAACUACCGAAAUAUUUACCAGCAUUGCAUAUGGGUGGAUUGUAG